Messenger RNA from Marmota monax (woodchuck), 2828 nucleotides. It is a transcript of the gene Hsh2d, whose product is annotated as hematopoietic SH2 domain containing. Gene Ontology annotation, cellular component: cytoplasm. Bases 1269 to 2363 code for a protein of 364 amino acids. The record is from RefSeq and is a predicted model, not a curated record. The transcript is spliced from 7 exons. Lineage: Eukaryota; Metazoa; Chordata; Mammalia; Rodentia; Sciuridae.
GGGAGGAGGCCCGCAGGAGGCAGGGAGGCCGCCCUGGCCUCCAAGAGGAAAAAAAGGUACCGGGCUGGGCCGGCUGCUUCGUGCAGACCGAGUCGCGUGUUCCUUAACCAGGGGGCUGGGUCCAGAGGAGGUGUGACUUAGCAGCUCGUCACCUGCGCAGGCCGCGGUGACGCCAGCACAGGGACUCGGGGAUCUAAACAAAGUGAACAGAAAAGGCCCAGGGAGGGCCCCAGGCCCAGGAGUUACUCAGCUGUGCUGAUCCGUGGGACCCACAGGCCUGUCACCCCGGAAUCACGUCAUCUCGCAGCACACGCCCUUGGCCUCAGCGACGCCUGAGCAGGUGGAUUUUAUGCCCAGAUGUCCCCGAAAAUACAGGCACAGGGAGGUCAGGUGUCCUGUCACACAGCGGCCGAAGGUGCAGUGUCUCCAACUCGUCAUACUUACUCGGAGUCUGACCUCCCACCCGAGGCUGCGCAUGCUGCGGAGCCGAUCUGGCCCUGGAUCCCAUGUGAACACAGCAAAGUCACAUCCCACUCAUUCGACUCUUUCUCCAAUUCCCAUCCCCCUCCCCUCCCUUCAUCCCCUUCCCCUAAUCCAGUGAACUUCUAUUCUUCUCCCCCACCCCCACUUAUUGGGUGUUAGUGUCCACAUAUCAGAACAUCUGGCCUUUGGUUUUGGGGAUUGGCUUGUUUCACUUAGCAUGAUAGUGUCCAGUUCCAUCCAUUUAGUGACAAAUGCCAUAAUUUCAUUCUUCUUUCUGGCUGAGUAAUAGUCCACUGUGUAUAUAGAGCACAGUUAGCUAUUGUGAAUCGAGCUGCUAUAAACAUUGAUGUGGCUGUGUCCCUGUAGUAUACUGUUUUUAAAUCCUUUGGGUAUAGACUGAGGGGUGGGAUAGCUGGAUCAAAUGGUGGUUCCAUUCCAGGUUUUCUGAGAAAUCUCCAUGUGCUUUCCAGAGUGGCUGCACCAAUUUGCAGCCCCACCAGCAGUGUCUGAGUGUGCCUUUCCCCACAUCCUCGCCAGCAUGUACUGUUGCUUGUACUCUUGAUCGUUGCUGUUGGGACUGGAGUGAGGUGGAAUCUCAGUGAGUCUGUUUUGCAUUUCUCUGAUUCCCAGAGACGGUGAACAUUUCUUCACAUACUGUGGACCGUUUGUCUUUCUUGUCCCGUGAAGCGUCUGCUCGGUCCUUGGCCCAUUCCGGCUGUUCCUGUGUGUGGAGUUGUGGAGUCCAGCUCUACCUGAGGGGCAGUGGCCGCCUGACCCCGGGAGCCAUGGCCGAGGCCGAGAGGCUGCCCCCGCCGCUGCCCCCGCGACUGGACUGGUUUGUGCACACACAGAUGAGCCAGCUGGCCCAAGGCAGUGUCCCCGAGUGGUUCCACGGUGCCAUCUCACGAGAGGCUGCUGAGGACCUGCUGGCGUCAGAACCACUGGGGUCCUUUCUCAUCAGGGUCAGUCACAGCCACGUGGGCUACACUCUUUCCUACAAGGCCCCGAACUGCUGCCGCCACUUCAUGGUGAAGCUCUUGGACGACGGGAGCUUCGUGAUCCCUGGGGAGAAGGCGGCGCACGCCUCGCUGGACGCCCUGGUCACCUUCCACCAGCAGAAGCCGAUUUGGCCCCACGAGGAGCUGCUGACCCAGCCCUGCGGGCAGAAGGAUCCGGCAAACGUGGAUUAUGAGGAUCUCUUCCUUUACUCCAGUGCACUGGCAGAGGAGGCCACCAGGCCUGUCCCUGGCCUCGGGGAACAUCAAAGACCUUCCUCCUGCUCAGUGGCUGCACCUGAGAAGGUCCCCUUGAGGCCAGCCCUGCCCCACCCCGGGACGGCGAGGAAGCCCUCUGCAGAGCCGGGCAGGGCGCCCCCCGGGGAAGCCGCUCCCUCCUGCCCCCCGAGGACGCCCUUCAGGGAGGCCGGGCAGAGGCUCUGGAGCAGCCUCAAGGCGCUGCCCGCGUCGGGCCGCAUCGCGCAGCCGCAGUUCCGCUCCGCCCUGGCGGCCCUGAGGUCGUCGCUCCAGGAGGCCAGGCCGGCUCGGGGGACCCCCGGCCCCAGGCCCCGGGCGGACAGCAGGAAGCACCCAGGCGAGGCGGCCUGGAAGGACAGUGUCUCCGGGGACCCGUGUGUGGCCACAGCCUCUGACCCCUCGCAGCCCCAGGCCCCAAGACCCAGGGACGCCUCCGCCAGGAAGGCCGCCAGGCCCGUGAGCUGGAGCGGGGCCACCCCGGCGGCUAGGGGCUGGCACCCAUUGUUGGCGAGGGCCCUGUCUUCCCGGGAGGCCACGCCGGGGCCCGACGACGUGGCCGAGCCCGCGGAGGACCUGCUGCCCGAGGAGUACCUGCCGCCGCCGCCCUUCGCCCCCGGGUACUGCUAGGGGCGCUCUCCAGCUCCAGGACCAUGGCCAGGGGCCGCGGCUCCGGGACCUCCCUUUGACACCGUCCCGCGCUGGAGCUUGGGGGAACCAGUCCUGCAGCUGCCAGCAGGACAGCCUGCUGAGUAAUAGUAUUCGCAGGUGCAGCCGCGCCAGGGUGCAGGCCUGGAAUCCCAGCAGCCCGGAGGCUGAGGCAGGAGGAUCGUGAAUUCAAAACCAGCCUCAACAACCCAGCAAGGCCCUGGCUCAAAAAUAUAAAAAGGUCUGGGGGUGCAGCUCAGAGGUAGCGUCCCCGGGUUCAGUCCCAGUAGGACCAGCAGCAACAGUGAUAAUAAUAGUCAGUCAUGGGGUGGCUUGAGAUGCCUACUGUGUGCUAGGCCCAGUGCCAGACCCUCAUCUGAGGUCCAUACCUCCAGUUCGACCAACCACAGAUAAAAAAUAUUAAAGAAAAAAUUUUACCUAUCCCGA